This is a messenger RNA of Aspergillus glaucus CBS 516.65, 585 nucleotides long. RefSeq names its product mitochondrial 54S ribosomal protein mL40. NCBI's taxonomy places the organism in Eukaryota, Fungi, Ascomycota, Eurotiomycetes, Eurotiales, Aspergillaceae. The record is from RefSeq and is a predicted model, not a curated record. Gene Ontology annotation, biological process: mitochondrial translation. The transcript is spliced from 2 exons. Gene Ontology annotation, molecular function: structural constituent of ribosome. The coding region runs from base 1 to 585 and encodes 194 amino acids.
AUGAAGUCCCUCUCACCGGUCCUCGCAUCCCUCGCGAACGUCUUUAAGAUCCCCAUCUCGCAAACCUCGACCCGCCCCGCCAUCAACAGAGUCUGCAAUGAGGCCGUGACGAGCAGCAAAACCACCACGGGGCCAAUUACGGCCGCCGUGCAGCCCGCAGCGUCGAGGACGUUUUCGACUACGACUGCUUUGGCUAAGAGGAAUGCCGGGGCUGUACCGCCGCAGGUGAAUAAGAGAAUUACUAUGAUCCGCUACUUCCUCUGGCACCCCCUAACCCCGCGCCCUCUCCGCUUCUCCCGCAACCGUUACCUCCGCCACUGGACCAUCCACCGCGCCUGGCAACUCUACCGAGCCCAGCAGCGCCGCGCGCACCACCUCGAGCUCGAGCGCCAGGAACACGCCAUGCACCGCGCGUGCGAAGAGCUGCGUACGGGUGCCUACGAUGGCGGGAAGCUGUUCCGGAAGUCGAUGAACAAGAAGGGUGUUUUUGCGGACAUGUUCCCGAUUGAGUAUGGGCGGUUGCAGACUGAUGCGCCUAGUCGGGAGGGGUGGAAUCAUGAGUGGAAGAGGAUGGAGAAGAAAUAA